Molecule: messenger RNA, 1059 nt
Organism: Penicillium macrosclerotiorum
Lineage: Eukaryota; Fungi; Ascomycota; Eurotiomycetes; Eurotiales; Aspergillaceae
Product: zinc-binding alcohol dehydrogenase family protein
Exons: 5
Coding region: 1-1059 (352 amino acids)
Molecular function (GO): oxidoreductase activity, acting on NAD(P)H
Source: RefSeq, a predicted model, not a curated record
AUGGUUACAUCAUCCAAAGCUCUUGUUUCUCGUGUGUCCACAGGGCAGUCCCCUCGGUUGGUCCAGGAACAGCUUCCUCUACCCAUACCCGAUGUUGGCCAGGUGCUUGUGAAGGUGUCACACGUGGCGCAGAAUCCAACCGAUAUCCUAAGUUUUGAUCGGAAUGCCUACGGAGACGGAGCAGUCCUGGGAUGUGACUUCGUCGGAGAAGUGACUGAGCUCGGAGCUGGAGUCACUAGGCUCUUGAAGGGCGAUUUGAUUGCGGGAUUAAUCCGAGGAGGAGAAACCCCUGGUGUGGGUGGGUUCAGCGAGUAUACACUUGCCGACCAGCACAUCUCUUUCAAAAUCCCAAAAAACAUUUCGAGGGUUCAGGCCAGCACCAUUCCUCUGGCGGCAGGGACAGCAUGGCUCGCCCUUUUCUCUCACAGGUGUCUAGCCCUUAACCGCUCCGCUGCAUCAGGUACCAGCGUGUUGGUGUGGGGUGGAAGCUCAAGUGUCGGUCUCUAUGCCAUUCAGCUGGCCUCUAUCUGUGGUUUUAGCGUAAUUACAACCUGUAGUCCCCGCAACUUCGACCUGGUUCGGUCUUGCGGUGCGAACCACAUUUUCGACUAUAACGAUCCAACGGUGAUCGACAAAAUCAAAGAGGUCAGUGCAGACCUGCGAUAUGCCUUCGAUACUAUUGGCAGUAUUACAUCCUCUACUCUAGCCUCCAGGGCCUGGGGUGAUCGCCCAGGAAACUUGUGCACUGUUCGCCCCGGAAAAGCAAAUACAGAACAAGUCACUUCCAACACUCGCAUCACCGAUGUGUUGUUGUGGACGGUCUUCCUGAAAGAUCAAUGGUGGCAUGAUAACCAGAAUAAUCAGUUUCACUGGCCGGCAUCAAAGGAAGAUAAUGAUCUUGCUAAGGAAUUCUUUGACAAGCUGCCCUCUUGGCUGGAGCAAGGCCAAUUUCAGCCCAACAAGACCAGGGUGCUGUCUGGGUUGGAUUCGGUGCCCCACGGCUUCCAGGAAUACCGGGAUGGCAAGAUCUCGGCCUACAAGAUUGUUUAUGAACUAUAA